CGCAGCGAGCGCGACGAUGGUAGCGGCUCCCUUGGGGAGUGAAAGGAGCACCGGCGGCAAGCAGCAACGCAAUCCUGGAUCGUGGGGCUCCUCAACCUCUUCGCUUCCCAUGCUCCCGCCGGCACGACAGCCGAGCGAUGUCUCGGCGCCGCGACCGCCACCUUUUCCGCUGGAACCACUCCCCGCCCCCUCAACGAGCAAGGAAAGCCAGCAGCAGCAGCAGCAGCAGGAGGCCGAAGAAGGAAACCAGGUUGUCGAUGCGGUGUUGUACGCGAUCAACCUCGGGUGGCUGUGGUCUCAAGUCGCUGCCCUCGGCGAGAAGGUCGUGUCGCCGCAGCUGCAGCAGCAGCAGGCGGAGAUGUCGGAAGAGGCGAGUCGAAUCGUGGAUUCGAUGCUGGGCAUGAUAAAGCUCGGCGUCAAGCUUGGCUGGCCGUGGACUCCGGAGAGCACGAGUCCGGCGGCCGCCGCUCCAGACCAAGAAGGGGUGAUGAUGGGGGCAAGCAAGGAGCUUCCCUUGAGUUUGCCUACGGUUCCUCCUGACCUGCCGCGAGAAGAGGGGGUGAGCGAUAGCGGGCCUCCUACGCGCGGUGGCCGCAGCUUUUCCCGCGUGAAAGAAGCCAUCGUCGGGACGGUGCUCGGCUCUCGGCUCCUUCGGACGACGACGACGAUGACGACGACAGCCGGUGCCCCAGGGGCAACAACGAAGCGGAGUUGCACCGCGCAUGAAGCUGCUCCCCUCACGAGCGUGGCCGGCGCACCCGCUGCGCCGCCGCGUUCUGCUGCCCCGACGCUUUCGCUCCCACCGGCCGCUGCAGCGCUGCGGCGGACUGACGGCAGCAGUCCCGGACCAGCCCCCGCCGGCCGCGCGCCGUGGCGACCGCCGGGCUAUCGCUGGGGAAAAUCCUUAGUCUCCAACAUGAGCGGCUUACCGGAUGGAGAGAGCGAGCGGGUGACGGCCGCCACUGACGACGGCGGCGGCAGUAGUAGCGGAAGGCAGGUCGCGGGGGUGGGUGCAGCCUCUGCUGGUACGGGCUGGUCGCCGUCGGCUGCUGCUGCGGCAGACGAACAAGGGGGGAAAACCGAGGCGACAAGGGGUGUCCAAGGGCAGCAAGAAGAGGCGCAGCAGCAGCAGCUGUCAGCGAGGAGAAUGAGCGUUUUUCGUGCCCUCGCUACGACGGCCGGCGGGGUCGCAACUCGACUCCCUUUGAUGAAAAAAUCGCGCAGUGAGGACGCGCAGGAGCAGGACUCGCCCGAUCAGGCGUACAAGAGGAACAGUGUUGGCGAGUGGGCGUCGGUUGAGGUUUCUCCGCCUGCCUCCAAAGGCGCCAACGGCGCACAGGGCGGCGGCGGCGGUGGCGGUGGCGGCGGCGUGCCUUGGUGGCAGGCAGGGGCCGCAGUGCUCGUUGGCGUCGGGGCCGCGCUUUACAGACCCGUUAACAGACUGCCGGGAUUGUUAUUGAAGGAUGAGAAGGAGGAAGAGCAGCGAAGACGACAAGGGGAGGAGGGGCGGCAACAGGGGACGCUUUCGCUCGUGGACGCUACUAAGAGUCCAGCUAGUUUCCAACUGGCUCGUCCGGCCGAAGAGGGGGCGUUGGUGCCGCCGGAGCCGCGGCCGAACCCGCCGCCGCAGGAGCCGCCGGCGGCGGGGACGACCAGCUCCGGUUCGCGCGCUCGGCAGGGGGUAGCAGGCUUGGUGGACAGGGCGGCGACGAUGUCGAGGAGGGCGAGGCUGUGGACACUCUUGAAGCGCAGGUCACGUGCUCGUGCCGAGCCCCUUCUGGCGAGCGUGGACACGAGCAUCAUGUCGCUCACCCCGUCCGAGCUCCUAUCGCCACCGGUGGAAGAACAGGAGACCGCGCUGUCAUCUUCGAGCGGCAGGGGCCCACAAGAGCCGGUGGGUGGCGGGGCGGGGGGGGUCGCCGCGUCCGUGGGGGUGGGGAAAGGAGACGCGACAACGACGAGCGAGGUCAGCGCCCCCCAGGCGGUCGGCGGCGCGGGGUGGAACCUCUUCGGGUUCUUCCCGAAGGACAAGUUUUCCGACUACCUGCCCGCCGGCCCGUCGCCGGUGGUGGAGGGAGAGGAGGAGGAAGAUGACGAGGAGGAGGAAGAAGAGGAGGAAGAGGAGGAGGAGGAGGAGGCGGAGGCGGAGGAGGAGGAGGAGGAGGAGGAGGAGGAGGAGGGCAGAGCGUUGGUGGCUCUGGAGAGCAAGGACUUNGCGGCAGCAGCGGCGGCGGAGACGGUGGCGAAGCUGGCCAAGGCGUCUGCUUCUUCGAGCAACAGCGGCGACACCGAAGAGAACGAACCCGAGGUGGCGGCGGCUGCGGCAGCAGCAGCAGCGCCGGCGUGGCCGAAAUCGGCCUGGCUGAAAGGUCUAGACCCGAGGGCGCAGGUGGAGGCUGCCAUGCGCGACGCUCUCCGUUCGGCGUUCGGCUACGGCCUGGUGGCGCCGACGGCCGGCGUUCCGGCCGAGACGCUCGAGGCGGCCACCCUAGCCGCCGGCAACGCGGCGGUGGCGGAGGGCGCCAAGCAGCUGCUGGAGGGGAAGAGGGCGGCAGCCGGGGCGGCGGCUGGAGCGGCCGGGGCGGCGGCCGGCGUGGCGGCGGAGGUUGCAUCCGUGGCGACCGCUGCGACCUUCAACGUGGCCGCACCGUUCCGGAGACUGGACGAGAACUCGGAGGACUCGUGGCAGGUGACGGGCAGCUGGAAGAAGGACAAGAACAUGAAGGCCGACGAGGACUUCGGCAAGGGCAAGCUAGGGGUUAGGACCAGGAAGAUAGACCCGGCCAAGGCGAUGGACAUGGACCUGGACAAGUUUUCCACCCAUAUCAAGCGGAGCGUCCCGAGCGACGGUCAGGUGCAACGGCAGGUGCCUCGCAGCGCUAGGCUGUUCUCGGCGGCAGUGGAGCGGUCUCACCUCCCCCGGAGGUGGAAAUCGAGGGCGAGCCCGGCCUUCAGGGACCGGGAGGGGUCGUCUUCGUCGCCUUCGUCGCCUCCGGUGGACCGUCAAGACGCCACACUCAGGAGGCUGGGCAGAGUGGGAGUAGUGGAGAUCGCGUCGAGCAUGCUCCUGAUUGCAUCGGAGACGGCCAUGGAGGUCGACUCGUUGGAAGAGCUGGGCCAGUUCCGGCAAGAGGGGGGCAUGCCGAGGGUGCUCAUGGCCCUCUCCCCCACCCCUUACACCACCAAGGCUAGCGGCAUUGCGGCCAUCCGCAACCUGCUGCGUGUCUCUCCGGAGUCGGUGGCGGGAGAGGUCCUAGAGGAGACGGGCACUGAAGGCCUCCUGGAGCUGCGGCGGCUUGUGGGUGCCCCCGGCGAGCCCUGGUCCUCGGCGGCGGCGAGAGCGGCGGCAGCGGCUAGCGACAGGCUGGACGCGAUGAGGCUGCAGGCGGAGGCGGUCCAGCUCCUCCAGGAGCUAUCCCUCGCCAGCGAAGACGCUCUCGCGAGAGUGAGGGACCUUCCCAACCUCGUCCCCGCCCUGAGUGCCAUCGCUUACCCGGGCAUCGGACCCCUGGGCCUCCUGCGGGGCAGGAUCGGGAGGUCUCUGGGUAACGUGGGGGGCCUCGCGGGCGGCGGCGGCGGCGGCGGGGGGGGGGACGGGGGGGGCGACGGGGAAGGAGGAGAUGGCGCCGGGGUGGGGAGGGUUGGCGCGGCGCAGCGGCGGAAGGAGGCUGCCGUGGCGGAGGCCGCUGUGUCCGGGGCAUCGAAGCUGCUGUCCAUGCUAGGCGUCCACCACUGGACGCCUCGCCAGCCCGGGCAGAAGGGGCUCCGCAUAUUGUCAUUGGACGGGGGGGGAACCCGCGGCGUUCUGACCAUCGCGCUGCUGCGGGAGGUGCUUAAGGGCUUGGACAAGGACGUGCACGAGGUGUUCGACGUGAUUUGCGGUACCUCGACGGGGGGCAUCCUUGCCAUGCUCUUCGCGUCGGAGAAGCAGUCGCUGGCUUCCGCGACGACCUUGUACGAUUCGCUGAUCGUGAAGAUCUUCAAGAAGGACCUCCUCGCCAAUGCCAAGCUCGUGCUGCAGCAGGCCCAGUACUCCAGCACCGACUGGGAAGCGAUCCUGGAAGACAUCCUGGGCGACCGUCGCAUGAUCGACACCAUGACCCUGCCCAACAACCCGAAGGUGGUGAUCUGCUCGACCAUCAUGAACGUCGACCCGUUGGAGAUGAUGCUCUGGAGGAACUACGGCUACCGGCCGGAGCAGGAACCGCCCUACAAGGGGGACUACAGGCGCAAGAUGCGUGAGUGCGUUCGAGCGACCACGGCGGCGCCGUCGUUCUUCACCCCCCUGGUUGACGGGAAUAUGAUGUACGCGGACGGGGCCUUCCUCGCCAACAACCCGACGUCCAUCGCGCUGACCGAGGCUAAGCUCCUGUACCCCAACGUGCCGAUCGAGUGCGUGCUCUCUGUGGGGACGGGGUUCUACGUGCCGACGCGGAAGGAACCCGGCAUGAGCUGGGGCACCGUCCUCAACCAGCUCGUCAACAGCGCCACCGACACGGAGGGCGUGGACUCGAUGCUCAAGACCUUCCUCCCUCGCGACCAGUACUUCCGCUUCAACGCCCCCAUACAGCCGUUCGACAUCGACGAGACCAGGGUGGAGAAGCUGGACGAGCUCAAAGCGCUGGCGAAGGAGUACACGCAACGCCCCGACAUCAAGGCGAGGGCCGAGGAGCUACGACGGUUGCUGCGCGGCGAGAACAGCAACUCGGGAUGGCCUUCCAUUGGCCGCGGUGGGGGUAGUGGUGAUGACGGCGGCGACAGCGGUGGGGAGAACGAGCCUCCCCUUCCCCCGGUGGGGGACGGUGCUAGCGGAGGCCUGAUACGGUAGACGUGCGAACAAGGUUGUAUUUUAGGUUGGUUUUUUUAUUUGUUUGUUUGUCCUGCUUCGAAGGCAACCCAGGUAGUGCAUGUCGGGAUUUGACCUAUCCCAAGCUGCGGUGGUAGUGAUGGUGGCAGAGCGUCGAUAGCAACGGGGACAUAGCAGUGCCAAUGCGCCCCCCGCGCCUGCGUCCCUCUCUCUCUCUCUCUCUCUUCUCCCUCGCGCGCGCGUGAGGGUGGGGCGGGGGGGAGAGACGGCGCGGGUCCACGUGGAGCAUGCGUACUUGCGCAAGGCAACGCGGGAUGACACGAUGAGCAGCUGUUCGUGUGUGUUUAGAUCCUGCUUGCUGGGUCUGGGUGCUUCUGAACAUUGACAUUUACAUUCGAUUUCAUUCGAUUUCGGGUGUGGGGUGUGUAGGCCGCCGUUCCGUGCUUGGUGAUUAUAUUCGUGUUCUUGUUUUCUUUCAGUCAUAGACCAAUCUCGUUUUGGUGCUACAUAGAAGAAGUUAGCCCACAAUGCAUCCACCGAUUUUCCCGGGAUUCUGGCCUUUCGACCGUGGAUGACGCCACCCGUCAACCAGGGAGCUUGGGUCGGUGCCUGUCUUUUUUUGGGGGAUUUUUGAAAUUCCGCCGCAGGAAAAAAAAGUGGGCAUCAACCUGUAUUUAUUCGUAUUCGAGCACCUUUUUUUUUUUUACACUCUAGAGGAGGAACAAGCGGGGGGGCAAGACGGAGAUGGAGGGGGGAGGAGUACUCAUGUUGUAUAACAUGUCUUGGUUUGUCAGACAAUUGACCGCAAAUAUUUUGCGUUGUAGAAGUGGGUGCUGAGAAAAUGAAACCAUGCACUGUUGUGUUUGUGUGCGUCCGCCGCAUCCAUUCUGGCGCCAGCCUACACGCCUUUCGGUGUUUACGUUUGACAUAGUGUAUCAGCCGGGGUCACACAGAGUGUCUGUUUUUUUUUUGCGAGUGAGGAUCUGACGCCGACAUAAAAGGCGCUGUGCGCGCCCAAGUGCGGGGUAGCGUCGUCCAUCCGAACGUCAGCAGGCAAACACGAUAGGUACGCGUUUGCAUACGUGGCGAGAAAAAAAUGACGGUGUGACAGGAAAAGUGUACCAAGAUCGAAGUGGCGGUGAUUUGGGGCUUCUCUUCGGUUCGGAACACCAACAGUCUAACCGUCUGACCAAUGAAAAGACGUC
This is a messenger RNA of Ectocarpus sp. CCAP 1310/34, 6012 nucleotides long. The record is from the annotation of a GenBank genome assembly. Lineage: Eukaryota; Phaeophyceae; Ectocarpales; Ectocarpaceae.